AUGGAAAUUACCAACAGGACCCACCACAACAUGCUCCACAUGGAGUUUAGCCCUCUCACUGAUUUUAUGGAGGAGAACGACACCAACUCCACCGCCGGAGAGAGAAACCUCUUCGGCUGCGUGCAGGUCCGGAUCCCCCAGGAACUUUUCCUGGCACUAGGACUCAUCAGUCUGGUGGAGAACAUCCUGGUGGUUCUGGCCAUCUUCAAGAACCGAAACCUGCACUCGCCCAUGUACUACUUCAUCUGCUGCCUAGCGGUGUCCGACAUGCUGGUGAGCGUCAGUAAUGUGGUGGAGACGAUUUUUAUGCUCCUCAAUGACCAUGGGCUGCUGGACGUGCACCCCGGUAUGCUUCGCCACCUGGACAACGUCAUCGACGUGAUGAUCUGCAGCUCCGUCGUGUCCUCGCUCUCUUUUCUGUGCACAAUCGCCGCGGAUCGCUACAUCACCAUCUUUUACGCGCUGCGCUACCACAGUAUCAUGACCACGCAGCGCGCUGUCACCAUCAUCGUGAUGGUGUGGCUUGCCAGCAUCAUCUCCAGCAUCCUCUUCAUCGUAUACCACACCGACAACGCCGUCAUAGUUUGCCUCGUGACCUUCUUCUGCAUCACGCUGGUGUUCAACGCGGUGCUUUACCUGCACAUGUUCCUCCUGGCGCACCUGCACUCUAGGCGCAUCGUGGCUUUCAACAAAAGCAGGCGCCAAUCCACGAGCAUGAAGGGCGCCAUCACUCUCACUAUCCUGCUCGGGGUUUUCAUUUUAUGCUGGGGUCCCUUCUUCCUCCACCUCAUCCUCAUCCUCACCUGUCCCACCAGCCCCUUCUGCAACUGCUUCUUCAGGAACUUUAACCUCUUCCUCAUCCUCAUCAUCUGUAACUCGCUCAUUGAUCCGCUCAUUUACGCGUACCGGAGCCAGGAGCUGCGUAAAACUCUGCAGGAGUUGGUACUGUGCUCCUGGUGCUUCGGAGUGUGA
This is a messenger RNA of Xyrichtys novacula (pearly razorfish), 972 nucleotides long. NCBI's taxonomy places the organism in Eukaryota, Metazoa, Chordata, Actinopteri, Labriformes, Labridae. The record is from the annotation of a GenBank genome assembly.